AAGAAGUUGGAGGCGCCUUCAUCCACUCGUCUCACUCGAUUUUAUGUUGAUAUUGCGAAAAUAUCAAAAUUACUUAAAAUAUACUACUUAAGUGCGUCUAUUAAAUAGCUGUUUCAUAUUUAAAACGUUUUGAUAGCACUUAAGCUGUAGUGCGAAGACAAUUGCGUUGUGUAGUGGUUUUAAUAACAGUUUUCACGAUGGCGAAGUGUGAUUCGUUUCACAUGCAGCUAACAACCAUCAUGGAUAUAAUGACCAAAACGACUUUGGCUCAAAUAUGUAGACUCUUCGAAGAGGACUCGUCGAAAUUAAGAAGAGAAAUGUCAAGGGUGAUGGAGGAAAAUAGAGUCCUCCAAGACCGAUUGCGUCACCUUGAAAUAGAACUUAAUAUCACGCGACAAGUGGAAAAAGGAGCACACGAACGUACAAAGACAUACCAUACCCAUACCAUAGAAAUACAGACGGUAGAAACCCACCAAGGCGUCGAGAAAGAGAAUAACGUUACAGGUCUUAACCGUGCACCAUCAAUCGAUGGGAUAUUUGGGAAGGAGUGGUGUGCAGACCUAUGGAAAGAUGGAGUGUCGCGGGGACGUACUUCUGAUUACUUUGUGGAUGAGUGCAGGGAGGACGAACAAGACCAAAUUGAGCUGCUGACCAUAAAGGAGGAGGAGUCAGAAGUAGACAUCUGUGACAGCAGCAGCCGCCAUCAAAGCACUCCGACCAAAAAGAAGGGAAGCUGUGUGUCCGACAGAAGCGAGACAUCAUCCGCUGAUGGACAUGUCCCAGACACAGUCAGGAAAAAGGAGGAAGGAGCCUCCAUUUCUGAAGACUCCACUGAGGGCUGUGACAAUCUGCUGGACUCAUCCAGAGUCUCUGAGGGUCAAGAAACAGACUUCAUUAACCUGGAUGGAACCACUGGGAACUAUAUCAUGACAGUGGCUGCAGCUCCCUGCAUGGGAUACGAUCAACACUGUGUCCCAAUUGAGUACGAGUAUGAGGCCGGAGAGGGGGAAGAAGUGAUCAGAGAGCUUAUAGCCUUUGAAGGGCUAUCUGAAAACCCCUCACAACAAGCUUUCCUGGAGACGCAAGCUUUUAUAGGGGAUGGAGGUGAGGAGUCCUUCAAUUAUUUUGACAGAUUUGACCUUCAGGCACACCUUCAGCAAACUCCAAAGAGGAAGAACAAGUUCAACUGCAAACUAUGCAGGAAGAAAUACACCAAGUACGAAACCCUCAAGACGCACAUGAGGGUUCACAAGAGAGAGACCAUAAACCGAUGCCGGGUUUGCAAGAGUGUGUUCCCGCAAAAGAACCUUCUCAGAACUCACAAGUGCGCUGUCGCCCUGGCCAACGUCAAGAGCGGGGCCAAGCACUGCUGCGAGUACUGCGGUAGGGCCUUCACCACCAGUGCCAACCUGCGGGUGCACUACGCCGUCCACACGGGUGAGAGACCACACAAGUGCGACAUCUGCGGGAAGAGCUUCACCCAGAAGGGCAACCUGAACAUCCACAGACGCAUCCACACCGGCGAGAAGCCCUUCUCCUGCCCCGUGUGCAACAAAGGCUUCUCCCAGAAAAUUAACCUGCGGCACCAUUUGCCCAUCCACGGGAAGGCUGACAAACUCCCGAAGGAAAAUUGCACACCCAGCAAGAAAGCGAAGGAAGAUUGCACACCCAGCUUGGACAAGAAAGCGAAGGAAACUAAAACUACCGAUUGACCUAUUUUUGUUUUCUUUUAAAUGUAAUUAUUUCUUUUAUUUCAGGUCAUUGUUUUUUUUAACCGGCUGAUAGAAGUGUUUAUUUUUUAUAAAUAUAUACAUGUUGGGUCAUUUGUUUAUAAUGCCAACAUACUUUAACAAAGCAUACACUAUUCAAUGUGUUAGCCUAUAUCAAAACAUAAUACAAAGCUAUAUGUGUGUAUAUAUAUAUAUAUAUAUAUAUAUAUAUAUAUAUACUGUAGCUGCAUUUAUGAAUUUGAAUAGUAUGGCAUGGUGUUUUCUGUGAGGUUCAUGGCAUCUCAUCAAACCCAUCUGUAUUGAUUUAUUACAAGCAAUUACAGAAGUGAUUUCAAGGUUGCGUUUUGUUUCAGUGUAUUAAACAAUCAAACUGGUUAAAUGCAUCCAAACCAGUUUAACAGGGCUUUUAGGUGUUGGAAAUGGUACUGUAGGUCUCUUGGCUGGCCAGCUAAUGUAGUUCAGAUCUGUAUUUGUAUGCAAUUGAGUAUACCGCAUCUAAAAGACAGAUUAUAACUCUGAGUUUAAUCGUUGUUACAGAUACAUUAAAUGAAACAACAGUCAGAGCUUUGACAGACCAGUCAAUCAGCAACAUGUCUUACGUUAGCAGUAUUUCUGUUUGUUUGUUUGUUUGUUUGUUUAUCUUUAGUAUGUUUAUUGCUCAUCAUUUCAGCCCGUUUCUGUGUGAUGCUUGGAUUUCCUUGGUCCACAGUUGUACAUUGUAUUUUGUCUAAAACUUGCAAACUAAGUAGUUACAAAAGUCAUUAAAACGGCAUGUUACUUUAA
Alosa alosa (allis shad) is the source of this 2513-nucleotide messenger RNA. RefSeq names its product zinc finger protein 600-like. The coding region runs from base 198 to 1712 and encodes 504 amino acids. The transcript has 4 exons. Lineage: Eukaryota; Metazoa; Chordata; Actinopteri; Clupeiformes; Clupeidae. The record is from RefSeq and is a predicted model, not a curated record. Gene Ontology annotation, cellular component: nucleus.